AUGAAGAAGAUGAUUCAUAAAUAUGAGAAAAUUUUUGGAGAUGAAGUUACAAAAACCUGCAUUUCAAAAUUUAAAAGCCUCGGAAAGACCGGUAAACCAAAAGAAAAUACAGAAUGGACCCUACUGUCUUGUUUCUUGAAAGAGGACCAUCACAGCCAGGCAUUAGAGGUUGUAGCUUUAGGAACAGGGUCAAAGUGUAUUGGUGCAAAGCAGUUGCCAGCCAGAGGGGAUGUCAUUCAUGACAGCCAUGCAGAGGUUAUUGCAAGGAGAGCUUUUAUGGUUUAUCUCCUUGAUCAAGUGGACAAAGCUUCAAAAGGUCUGGUGAGUAUAUUUGAGGAGAAAGAUGGUAAGUUUAAACUCAAGACAGGCAUUAGUUUCCAUUUUUAUGCCAGCCACACUCCGUGUGGUGACGCAUCUAUUUUCCCCAAGCAGGAAUGGGGAGAGUGUUUUGGGCAAAACAUAGAGGACACCACAGUGAAAAACCCUUCCAACAACUGUAAAAUCUCUAACUUGAAGGGGGAAGACUCAACAAAUUCGGAAGAAAUUUUUUCAGGUAUUGAUGAUGGGGAACCACCUUUAAAAAAAAUUAAGACCAAUGAAGUAAGUGUAAAUACAAUUAAUGCCAGUGAAGAAGAAAACCUUGAAGAUUCUACUAAUGUCUGUGUGAAGAAGACCAACAAUGUGGAAGAAACAUCUCGGAAAGAAUUUGUAAAGAAGUUAAGUACUAUUAAUGACCAGCAUGUUCCCUCAGAGUCAGAGGCAAGUACUGAGAGAAGUUUGACCAGAAAGAUGAACACAGUAUCAGAUAUCUAUCGAACAGGAGCAAAAUGCAUAGAUGGUGAAACUCCAGAUCCUAAAAUGCCUGGUACUGACUAUCAUGUAACUGGUGUUCUACGCACAAAGCCUGGUCGUGGGGACCCCACACUCUCCCUCUCCUGUAGUGAUAAGAUUUUCAAAUGGACUGUUUUAGGUACACAAGGGGCAAUCUUAAUGUUGUUCCUUAAUGCACCUGUAUAUGUGGAGACCAUAACAAUUGGAAAAUGCUCCUAUAGUCAGGAAGCAAUGGAACGGGCUCUCAUAGGCAGAUUUGAGGAGAAAGUGAAAAAUAUCCAACUUCCAUUUGGAUUCCAGUUAGUCACACCUGUGAUAUUGCAUUCUAAUAUUGAUUUUCCUUUUUCUCAAAGUUGUGUAUCAAGAAAUGCUUCUAAGACAAUCAAAAUUAUGGCAUCCCCCACCAGUAUCAUUUGGAGUAGCAGCAAUAUUCAUGGUGACAAGCAUGAGGUUGCCACUAAUGGAUGCAAGCUAGGCACUACCAAGAAGAAUCGAGGCACUCCUAAAAGUUGGGUCAGUAUUUGCCGUCAUGCCAUCUUCCACAGAGUACUGGCUUUCUUAUGUGAGCAUAGUGAAUUCAUGGAUAGCCUUAUUAAGCAAGGUGAUAUUUCAUAUGGAGAAUUGAAAUGUCAAGCACAUGAUUACUACAAGGCUUGGGUUAGCUUAAAACAUCAAGUUCUACCAAAUUGGACAGUUAAACCAAAUUAUGUAAAGGAAUUUAAAGCUUAAUAAUUCCUCAUUGCAUGAAAAAAAUCAUAAUGAGUUAUACAGUAGUACAGUAAUUGUUGGUUAUGUUGUCAAUGACUUUAGAAAUAUUUGUUAAUUGUAUACAGUAUACUUCAAUUUUUUUUAAUUUGUGUGUUUAAUUGCUGACUGUUGUUAUGACCCCAAAAAAGAGGGAACAGUAUGUACCUGUACUGUAUAAUGCAGCUCAGAAUAUUUUAAAUUCAAUGUUUCUCGGAAAGUUAACAUUAAAUAUAUGUACAGGGGUCCUGGUAAUUAAAAAAAAAAUCUAAUGAAGUCAUACAUGUAUAGCAUGGAAAAAAGGACA
This is a messenger RNA of Homarus americanus (American lobster), 1882 nucleotides long. It is a transcript of the gene Adat1, whose product is annotated as tRNA-specific adenosine deaminase 1-like. Gene Ontology annotation, biological process: RNA processing. Gene Ontology annotation, molecular function: adenosine deaminase activity; RNA binding. The record is from RefSeq and is a predicted model, not a curated record. The coding region runs from base 1 to 1560 and encodes 519 amino acids. NCBI's taxonomy places the organism in Eukaryota, Metazoa, Arthropoda, Malacostraca, Decapoda, Nephropidae. The transcript has a single exon.